AAGGAAAUGGCAGCCAUGACGAUGAGGCCCAGACCCUUCGGUUCCGGUGUGGCGUCGGCGGCCACGACGGCCGAGGUUUCGGUGGGCGCGGGGUGCCGUGGCGGCUGGGCAUGGAGGCCCAGGCCUAAGGCGCGGCCUCGCGGCGUGAGGGUUAGAGGGGCGUCUAGCGCCGCGGCGGCGGCGAGCGCCGUGCACAUGGAGACGGAGCCCCACGGCAGCGUGCGGUUCCGCCCGUUCGGGCUGCCGGCCCGCGCGGGGUUCGGGUCGGACCUGGAGGCGGGGAUCGAGAAGGCCAUCUACGCAUGCCGCUUCAUGGCCUUCCUCGCCAUCGCCGGAUCUCUCGCCGGAUCCGUCCUCUGCUUCCUCAAGGGAUGCACUUUCGUGAUGGACGCCUUCGUAGAGUACUACCUGCGCGGCGACGGGAAGGUCGUGUUCAUGCUGAUUGAAGCCAUUGAUAUGUACCUCAUCGGGACGGUCAUGUUUGUCUUCGGAACGGGCCUGUACGAGCUCUUCAUCAGUAACAUGGACAUCGCAAAGCAAUCCGCCGAAGGCUCCAGCCUCUUCGGCUUGUUCAGGCUUCCGGAACGGCCCAAGUGGCUGGAAAUCCACUCUGUGAGCGACCUCAAGACAAAGCUGGGCCAUGUCAUCGUCAUGGUUCUGCUGGUUGGCAUCUCCGAGAAGAGCAGGAGGGUGACCAUCACGUCGUGUACUGACCUCUUCUGCUUCGCCGCGUCGAUUCUCCUCUCCUCAGGUUGCCUCUACUUACUAUCCAAGCUCGGUAGCACCAAAGGAGGGAGCCAUGCCUGAAGCAAAAAUAUUGUACAUAAGAGAUGGGUCUGUUCUGUGGCCUUUUCGACACUUCAGGUCAUGUAUGUCUCGUGUACUGGUUGUAUAGGUUGACAGUUAGGCACUUUAUAGUGGUAUAUCAUGAUGUACAUCAUAUGAUAUUGUAACUCGCUGUUACAUGCUAUGAAUAACAGAUAUGGUGUGCUGCAUGAUUUAGAGCA
Molecule: messenger RNA, 1007 nt
Organism: Lolium perenne
Lineage: Eukaryota; Viridiplantae; Streptophyta; Magnoliopsida; Poales; Poaceae
Source: RefSeq, a predicted model, not a curated record